Molecule: messenger RNA, 1494 nt
Organism: Episyrphus balteatus (marmalade hoverfly)
Lineage: Eukaryota; Metazoa; Arthropoda; Insecta; Diptera; Syrphidae
Gene: hec
Product: calcitonin gene-related peptide type 1 receptor
Exons: 11
Coding region: 106-1464 (452 amino acids)
Biological process (GO): cell surface receptor signaling pathway; adenylate cyclase-modulating G protein-coupled receptor signaling pathway
Cellular component (GO): plasma membrane
Molecular function (GO): G protein-coupled peptide receptor activity
Source: RefSeq, a predicted model, not a curated record
UGAGAACUAAUUGACAGUUUUAAAAAGAUAUUACCAAGUUUAAUGGUUAAGUGAGAAUAUUCAAACUAACGGCCAAGUUUAUUAGACUUUAAAUAAAUAUUCAUCAUGAAUAUGAUUUACGAUGUUAGACACCAAGAAGAUCUAAAAAAGACUCUCUCUUAUCUAUUCUAUGAGUGCAUGACAAAGUACGAUGUGGAUUUUCAAGGGGAUAAUGAAUCGAUUAUUUUACCAACCUCGUUCUUUCUCACUAGCGCCAGUGAUUCCGCUGCCACCUCCGCUAAUAAUAAUGAAUCUAUCACUUUGUUUGCCGGAACUGCUGAAAACUCAACUAAUUUAAACGUGUAUAAUGAAACAUAUUGCCCACUUACAUUCGACGGAUAUCUAUGUUGGCCUCCAACUUUAGGAGGAAAUGUUUUUUCUCAAAAUUGCCCUGAUUUUGUUGAGGGGUUCAAUGCAAAUUUUCUGGCACACAAAACUUGCCUUGAAAAUGGCAGUUGGUAUCAUCAUCCCGAUAGUGGACAGGAGUGGUCAAACUACACCAACUGCAUAGAUUACAAUGAUCUAAAGUUCCGGUCUUUUAUUAAUGAACUUUACGUAAAGGGAUAUGGACUCUCUUUGAUUUCGUUAAUCUUGUCACUGAUGAUAUUUUUAGGAUUCAGGUCACUGCGUUGUACAAGAAUACGCAUCCAUGUGCAUUUGUUUGCAUCUUUAGCCUUGACAUGCAUUGCAUGGAUAGUUUGGUAUAAAAUGGUUGUAGAAAGGCCUCAGGAUAUUCGUGAUAACCCAGAAUGGUGUAUUGCACUUCAUUUGGUUGUGCAUUAUUGUAUGCUUGUGAAUUACUUCUGGAUGUUUUGUGAAGGAUUACAUCUUCAUUUGGUGCUUGUUGUGGUAUUUGUGAAGGACACUGUUGUAAUGCGAUGGUUUAUUUUGUUUGGAUGGCUAUCGCCAUUGCUCGUUCUUAGCGGUUAUGCUGUUGUUCGUUUUUAUCAUCCAACGGAUUCAGCACAUCACUGCUGGAUGUCAGAAAGUGAUAGCAUGUGGAUUCUUACUAUUCCCGUUUGCAUUUCACUGAUGUCGUCUUUUGUGUGUCUCAUCAAUGUGUUAAGAGUGAUUGUUAGAAAGCUUCAUCCAAAGUCAGCUCAACCUGCUCCAUUGGCUAUUCGAAAAGCAGUUCGAGCCACUGUUAUUUUGAUUCCUCUUUUUGGACUUCAACAUUUUCUAAUUCCAUAUCGUCCAGAUAGUGGAACAACACUAGAACGUUUCUAUCAAAUAAUGUCCGUCGUACUUGUGAGUCUACAAGGAUUCGUUGUAUCAUGUUUAUUUUGUUUUGCAAACCAUGAUGUUGCAUUUGCAACAAGGAGUUUCUUGAAUCGCUGGUUUCCGAGUCUUGUAUCUCCUCCACCACCAGGAACAAAUACCGGACAAUUGGCUACAACAACCCCGAGUAGAGAGUUGGGAGUUUAAAGGAGAUAAUGAUUUACUUAUUAUUAUUUU